This is a messenger RNA of Molossus molossus (Pallas's mastiff bat), 981 nucleotides long. It is a transcript of the gene AKR1D1, whose product is annotated as aldo-keto reductase family 1 member D1. The coding region runs from base 1 to 981 and encodes 326 amino acids. The record is from RefSeq and is a predicted model, not a curated record. Gene Ontology annotation, biological process: bile acid biosynthetic process. NCBI's taxonomy places the organism in Eukaryota, Metazoa, Chordata, Mammalia, Chiroptera, Molossidae. Gene Ontology annotation, molecular function: ketosteroid monooxygenase activity; Delta4-3-oxosteroid 5beta-reductase activity; steroid dehydrogenase activity. Gene Ontology annotation, cellular component: cytosol. The transcript is spliced from 9 exons.
AUGGACCUCACUGCGGCAGACCACCGCAUACCUCUAAGUGAUGGAAACACCAUUCCUGUCCUCGGGCUCGGGACCUACACAGAACCUUGGCUGACCUCCGAGGGGACCUGUAAGGCAUCAGUGAAGAUAGCCAUUGACACGGGGUACCGGCAUAUUGAUGGGGCCUACGUCUACGAGAAUGAGCACGAAGUGGGGGAGGCCAUCAGAGAGAAGAUGGCAGAAGGAAAGGUGAAGAGAGAAGAUAUUUUUUACUGCGGAAAGCUUUGGGCUACAAAUCAUGAGCCAGAGAGGGUUCGUCCAUGCUUGGAGAAGACACUCAAUGCCCUCCAGGUAGAUUAUGUCGAUCUUUACAUCAUUGAAAUACCCAUGGCUUUUAAGCCUGGAGAUGAAGUCUAUCCUAGAGAUGAGAACGGCAGAUGGUUAUAUCACAAGACAGAUCUGUGUGCAACUUGGGAGGCCUUGGAAGCUUGCAAAGAUGCUGGCUUGGUGAAAUCUCUUGGAGUGUCCAAUUUUAACCGCAGGCAGCUGGAGCUAAUACUGAAAAAACCAGGACUCAAAUAUAAGCCAGUCUGCAACCAGGUGGAGUGCCAUCCGUAUUUCACCCAGCCAAAACUCCGGAAAUUCUGCCAACAACAUGACAUUGUCAUUGUGGCAUAUAGCCCCUUGGGGACCUCUAGGAAUCCAGCCUGGGUGAAUACAGCUUCCCCGCCUUUGUUAAAAAAUGAACUUCUAAACUCAUUGGGAAAAAAGUACAACAAGACAGCAGCUCAAGUUGCUUUGCGUUUCAACAUCCAGCGAGGGGUGGUUGUCAUUCCUAAAAGCUCUAACCCUGAUAGGAUCAAAGAGAACUUCCAGAUCUUUGACUUUUCUCUCACUGAAGAAGAAAUGAAGAACAUUGAAGCCUUGAAUAAUAAUAUCCGCCUAGUGGAAAUGCUCCUAUGGUGUGAUCAUCCCGAAUACCCAUUCCACGAGGAGUACUGA